Molecule: messenger RNA, 2919 nt
Organism: Chlamydomonas reinhardtii
Lineage: Eukaryota; Viridiplantae; Chlorophyta; Chlorophyceae; Chlamydomonadales; Chlamydomonadaceae
Exons: 6
Coding region: 111-1271 (386 amino acids)
Source: RefSeq, a predicted model, not a curated record
CCGAACUUUGCCCCACUGCCGUACGGGCCUCCCCGGGGGGGGGGGUCUGGGGGGCGGAUAGGGGGCUUCCCCGACGCUAAACUGGUCUCGCCGGUGACCCUGCUGCUGCAAUGAUCCUGGACACCUCCUGCAACUGGCUGGCGGCCUCCGGGGCCAGCGGCGCGGCAGCAGCUGCAGCGCUGUCGGGCGCGCCUUCAGGUGACGGCGGGGCAGUCAUCGCUGCCGGCGGCAUGCCCCACCGCAAUCACUGCAUGAAGGUCGCAGAUUUCGGGCUCACCAGCCACCUGGUCAACGGCCUGCCGCGCACCAUCCACACCGGCAGCGGCUGGGGCGCCAUCGCGUACCUAGCUAGAUGCGGCGCCCUGCUGUGGCACAUGUGCUCGGGCGUGCCGCCGCACUCGCAGCUGCACCCCGCCCAGAUCCUGGUGGGGCUGGCGGGCGGGGAGCUGCAGCUGGAGUGGCCGGCAGACGCGAAGCCCACGCUGCGCAAGAUCGGCGCCGCCUGCCUGCAGCACGACCCCGCGGCGCGGCCGUCGUUCGACCGCGUCGUGUGCGCGCUCAUCAAAGCGGUGGAGAGGACGCUUAACAAAGGGUUGCGCAGUGGGAGGAAGCCAAGCGGCGCCGUGCGUGGCACAACCAGUGGCCCCGCUGCCGCCGCCGUGAUCAGCAGCGCGUCACAACCCCGGGCUGCUCAGGCGGCAGCUGUCGGCGGGACCCGAGAUCGUGGCGCCGGCAGCGCUGCAGCCCCUGGGCCGUCAGCAGGGCCCAGCCUGCAGCCAGCCGGCGGUGGGUCGGUGGACGUGGCGCCUUGUGUGGCCCGGACAGCACGCAGCCGUGGCGACUGCCCAGAGGACGGCGACGGCGGGCGGGGUUCACUGCAGGGCGACGCACCUAGCAGCCUGCUGAGGGCCACCUUCAAAUGCGUGCCAGGGGCAACGCCGCUAGCGGCGGAGGCGCCAGGGCAGGCCACGCCCAAAGACAGCCGCGAACAGACUCAGCAGCAGGACACCCGCCGAGGCCACGCCUGCGUGCCGCAGGAGCGGGAGGCGCAGAUGCUUUUGCAUAUGGGUAGCAGCAGUCUGGCGUGCGACAUGCUCACUGCCAGUGACCGCAAAGCGACCAACGUGGUGAUGAACACCGGCGGGGCGGCCGGCGGCGACAACGGCGGCAGCGGCGGUGCCUCCGGUUGGGCCAACCCCAGUCACCCGAGUAACGGUGGCGGCAGCUCGACUCUGCACCAUGCCGCAGCUUGGGGCGGCAGGAAGGCUUAAAGUUUGGGCAUGUGGGUUGAACAGGGACUGGACUGGACCGGGUUUGAUGUACUCACUCGCACUAUGCCUUAUGUUCAUUGAAGCAGUAGCGGAGAUGUGCUACUGAUGCAUGGGUCCAUCUGCCUGGCGGGGAACGCGCCAGGAAGACGGCCCUUGCGCGCAAAUUGAGCACCUGCAUGCUAUCUAGGGGUUGCAUUGGACCCUCGAAAAUCAAGACUUUAAUACAAUAGCAAACACUAGGUGAAGCCUAAGCAUCACAGGGUGUAAAACCGCCCUUGCGAAGCACACCUUACUUCAUGCCUUGCGUUAUCGUCUGUGUGGCCACGCACUUACGCUCGAGUUGGGUACAGAUAGCGCACAGCGAUGCAGGGCACAAGCUCACGGCCAAGCAUGUGUAUGUGUGGCGGUGUAACUGGAUAGCCGUUGAUGGCCAUUGAUGGCCGCUGUUUGCGGUGUGUUUCACCUGUGCUGCGCAGCUCAUAACACGUUCAUUGACACCCAGUGGCAAAGAAUUAACCUCAUUGCAUUUUCAACUUGUAUUCCCACACGGCUCUGCGGCACCACUUUGCGCUGUGCAUGGUGGCGGUGGUGGUUGUGUUGCGUGAGCGUGACAGGGCAUAACAGCAGGCGCCCGGUCAUCACUGGGGGCAUUUGCCAUACGUAACUGCGUGGGCCUCUACGAACAUAGUUUUGUUUGUAGUACGGCAGCGUUAUAGGGCGUUGGCGCGGCUGCGUGUUCGGGCUGGGCCACUGCAGUUUGACUGGGUACGAAGGCCUGACGGCUGAGGAGGGAGGGGCAAGCCGGGGUACUGCGUAGCGGUAUGGCUGGGUUUGAUUGAGAACUGGGGAGUGGAAGGCAGUACUAGAGGUGCACGGGGUAGCUAGCCUAUUACGCUGCUUGCGGGGCACGCUCCAUGGAUUGCUAGGCGGUCCGCUAGUGGCGCAGCAGGCCAGGUGGGUGACGGUGCGUUGCGGCUGGGGUGACGCCCACGGGUGACGCCUGGUCGGCGGGGCCGCUUCAGUUUUUGCAAUCGCGCCAAAAAUAGAAAGAGGGAACAUAGUAUCCAUAUUCGUUGUCGAUGUACCGUCGAUGGGACAAGGCGCUGCUUCCAAUGAGUUGAACUUGCUGUUGGGGACUUGUGUGCUUCCAGCACAACACUCGAUGCAGCAGUGACACAUUGUACAAACUGUUGGCCACAUUCAUUAGAAUAUUGUUAUGUUACACCUUUAGGGUUGCCCGUGGCCACCCGCGGAGGACGGACAAUAUGUGUCCUCGCCCAAUCUUCCUUAAAGGAAAGACACAUCUGCAAUGCUAGUAGCGAGAUCGAAUGUUCUGCUGCCUCCAGGGGCUUGUGAAGCGGCGUGGGAACGCGUCGCAUAGCGGAGCAAGUCUGCCUGAGGGAACUUUAGACAGCCCACCCCAGCCGCAGCAAAACGACUGUCAUGCCAAGGGCAGACGCAUCCUUGGUGAUGGCGUCCAAGCUUUUCGGCGCAGCGGCAGUCGAACUUCCGCCGCACCGCGUUUCCAAACAAGCGUGACGACUGACACCGUGUUGUCCUCGUCUGAUGUCUGGUCAUCGUUGUGGCAAACACAGCCUGCGAGCUGGGGCGGGGGAGGCUUCUGCAUUAAGGAAGUGUCCUCGUUAAA